AUGUGUUUCGAACACAUCGACAGGACGCUGGUCAUUCAAGACAAUGAUAAUAAGAUCGCUAAAAAAUUCUUUUUCAUCUUCAGUCAAACAAUUUUUAUAUUUUAUGAUAAUCGCAAGCAAUAUUUAUCAAUUAUUCAAAUUUAUGGUCACUUGGUGCACUUUUAUUUUUUCAAGAAUCGUAUAGCUGAUGAACAAAUCGAGAUGGCUUUUGUUUCGACUCUCAAUGCAAUAUUAUCAUCAUAUGGUACUAUUUUAACAGUGCAUAACAUGGCUAACAGAUUCAAACAAUUGACGGAUAUUGAUAAGUUGUAG
Molecule: messenger RNA, 312 nt
Organism: Loa loa (African eye worm)
Lineage: Eukaryota; Metazoa; Nematoda; Chromadorea; Rhabditida; Onchocercidae
Exons: 2
Coding region: 1-312 (103 amino acids)
Source: RefSeq, a predicted model, not a curated record